This is a messenger RNA of Macrobrachium nipponense, 468 nucleotides long. Its product is annotated as immediate early response 3-interacting protein 1-like. The transcript is spliced from 3 exons. The coding region runs from base 60 to 308 and encodes 82 amino acids. Gene Ontology annotation, biological process: endoplasmic reticulum to Golgi vesicle-mediated transport. Gene Ontology annotation, cellular component: Golgi membrane; endoplasmic reticulum membrane; COPII-coated ER to Golgi transport vesicle. The record is from RefSeq and is a predicted model, not a curated record. Lineage: Eukaryota; Metazoa; Arthropoda; Malacostraca; Decapoda; Palaemonidae.
AUCGAAUUAAUGUUUAAAGCGAAGAAGAAGAAGCGCAGGUGCCAUUGUUUACUUCCACGAUGGCGUUCGGUGUCUACAGCUUGCUGGAAGCUGUAAUAUUAUGUUUAAACGCUGUUUGUAUUUUAAAUGAGGAAAGGUUCCUCUCGAGAUUGCCCGGUUGGGGAGGAUCUCACGUUCAAGGAUUUGGUGAAGAACCUGGAAUAAAGACCCAAAUAUUCCAUUUUAUUCGGUCAAUUAAAACUGUUAUGAAGUAUCCGCUGAUACCUGUGAAUAUUUUUGUCAUCCUGUUCAAGCUUAUUUUUGGCUGAAAGUAUGUGGAAUUGUUAAGAAAAAAAUAUUGUACUACUGUUCUAUCAAGGAAAUGUUUGCUGCAGACCAAGCAUGCUGUCGAACUGUGAUGCUCAGGAAGUCGUAUUUUUGUGGAUGAAUUGUUUUUGUAUGGAUAUUGAAAUAUAUUAGGUUUUUUUA